CUGCGUGUUCAAGCGCAAACCGCAUUGCUGACAGUGGAGCGGGAGCGUGCCGGUAUGCAGCUCAAGGCUGUGAUGGAGACGCUCGAGAAAGAGAUCCGAGAGCAGCGCGAAGCGAGUCGGAGCAUCAGUAUAGUGGAUAUUGCGGAGUUGUAUAGGGUAGCUGGGAGGACUCGCGAUGAAGCGCUAGGAGAAGCUAGAAGGGAUUUUGAGGAUACGGCGAGGGCUGUGAAGGUGGUGGAGGAGAGGAUUGCGGAAUUCAGGGCUGAUGUCGUGUAUGGCUUUUCGGAGAGG
Molecule: messenger RNA, 291 nt
Organism: Trematosphaeria pertusa
Lineage: Eukaryota; Fungi; Ascomycota; Dothideomycetes; Pleosporales; Trematosphaeriaceae
Exons: 1
Source: RefSeq, a predicted model, not a curated record